AUGUAGGAACCAAAAAGAACUAGAAUUAUUUGUUCUGUGAGUGAAAAUUGUUCUAAUUAUGAUUUAUUAAGGAGUAUGGUUGAAGCAGGAUGCAACGGUUUUACGUAGAGAAAUAAUUUAAUUAUUUUAGCAUUAAUAUGGCAUAUAUUAAAAAUAAAGAGAGUUUAUAAAUAUUGAAUUAAAAUAGAUGCUAAUUAGAAGCUGAAUUCAAAACUAAAAUACCAUUAAAUUUAAUUUUAAGAGGACAAGUUAUAAGAGUAGGGUAAUUAUAAGAUCCUGAAACUUUAAUAGAAGUAAUUAUUUUAUUAAUUUUGAGGAAGGAAAUAUUGUAUAUUUGACUUCAGAUUAACAUAAAGUAGGAAAUAAUUAAUUUAUUCCAAUAGAUUCAAAUGAAUUUCUUGAAAAAUUAAAUAUAAAUGACAAAUUAGCAAUAGACUAUGGUCAUAUAAUAUUAGAAAUGAUAGAUAUAUAAAUGUUUGACCAGUAAUAGUUGUUAAAAUAUUUAGAGUAUAUGAAAAAAUUGGGAUAGAUUAAAUGUGUUUAUUAAGUGGAGUGAAAAUAUAUAUAUGCAGAUGCUGUAAGACUGGAACUUUAAAAUCAUUUAAACCAAUAUCACUAUUUAUAGAAAAUAAAGCAUAAAAAGAAGUAGAACAAUAAGAAUAAUUAUCAUUGACAGAAUAAGAUAUUUUAGAUAUAGAUUUUGCAUGUGAAUGCAGUUUCGAUAGUAUAACAUUUUCAAAAGUCAAUACUGCAUUAGAUAUUAUAAAAGUAAUCUAAAUAUUAAUGAAAGGUGAAAGAAAGAUUAGAAAAAAAUUAUCCACAUAUGUAAAUAUUUGCAAGGAUUGCAGAAAAGCUAAAAGAAGAAUAGUUAGAAGAGAUAAUUAAUUUAUCUGAUGGAUGUAUUAUUGCAAGAUCACAUAUUUCAAUGACUUAGCCAGUGGAAGACGUUGUAAAAUAUUAAACUUAAAUAAUAUCAAUUUGUCGAUAAUUAUUUAAACCUGUAUUUAUAUUAAUAAUUUAUAGGUUUUUGUAUCGACAUAUAUUUUAGAAUCUAUGAGUGUUUAACUGAAACCCUCUUUUGCAGAUAUGGGAGAUAUUUCAAAUAUUGUUAAAUAAUACAUAGAUGGAAUCUUAUUAUCAGGUGAAACUAGUUUUGGGAAAUUUCCAGUUUUAAUUGUACAAACUCUUAAUAAUAUUUGUCGAAAAAUUGAAAAAAAAUUACUUUAAGAACAUUUUGAUCUUCCUUAACAGAGGGAUCAAUAUUAAGUAAAUUUUACUGGAUAACCAAUUGCUACAGUAAUUGCCAAAUCAUGUGUUGAAAUGGCUUAUAUGUAUUAGAAAUUAUAUUAAUUAAGUUUAUAAGCUAAAGCCAUUCUAAUGUUAACUAGAAGAAUAUAAACAACUUUGAAACUAUCUAAAUUGAGAGCAUCAUGUAAAAUCAUUUCAAUUAGUGAUAACUAAUAGAUUUGUAGAUGCUUAAAUUAUAUUAAUAAUGUAUAAUCAGAAUUAGUAAAUGGAUUUGCAAAUUAGGAAGAGUAAUUUAAUUUACUAUUUAUUAAAGAAUUAUUUAAGAAUGUAUUUCAAGAUUGAUUGAAAAGAAUUUAUUAUAACCUAAAGAUUAGAUUGUAGUUAUUACAGGAAUGGUUGUUUAAAAUAAGGAUUGGCAUAUUAAUUAGAUGAAAGUUCUGGAAAUAUGA
This is a messenger RNA of Paramecium pentaurelia, 1697 nucleotides long. The record is from the annotation of a GenBank genome assembly. NCBI's taxonomy places the organism in Eukaryota, Ciliophora, Oligohymenophorea, Peniculida, Parameciidae.